This is a messenger RNA of Anastrepha obliqua, 399 nucleotides long. Its product is annotated as DNA topoisomerase 3-alpha. Bases 1 to 399 code for a protein of 132 amino acids. NCBI's taxonomy places the organism in Eukaryota, Metazoa, Arthropoda, Insecta, Diptera, Tephritidae. The record is from RefSeq and is a predicted model, not a curated record. The transcript is spliced from 5 exons.
AUGGUUCGCGCAGUUUUUGGAAUUGUUGUGUUGAUGUUGGUUGUGAUGACAUUCACAUUUGCCUCAACACCACCAUUGCCGUGGGGUGUACCUGGGAUUAAAGAAACACUAACUACAACGCAAAAGCCAGAUACCCAAGAUGCCUGUCCCGAGCCCACUGAGGAAUUGAAAGCGUGCAUGCGUAAGUGGGCUUGCCAAUACUUGAUACGUCUCGAUUUACGUUGUCUGCUGAACUUGAAUGGUCUCCCACUGGUUGGUAAUGCUUUGGGUGGUCUUCUGGGUGGUGGUGGUGGUGGACAGCAACCAGCUCUUGGUGGAUCAGGUGGUGGCUUACUAGGAGGUCCUGGUGGUGGUUUACUUGGUGGCACUGGUGGCAUACUCGGUUCACUGCUAGGAUAA